This is a messenger RNA of Dracunculus medinensis (Guinea worm), 2043 nucleotides long. The record is from the annotation of a GenBank genome assembly. NCBI's taxonomy places the organism in Eukaryota, Metazoa, Nematoda, Chromadorea, Rhabditida, Dracunculidae.
AUGGAAAAUAAAAGAGAUAAAGCAGAAUUUUUUCGAAAACUCUCGUUAAAAGUACCUAAAUUUUCCAAAUGCUCUAUGUCUAAUUGCUUUAAUCUGACACGAUGUCUUGAACUGGAACGCUUCAAAGUUUAUGUAUACCCAAUGAAUAAUGAUACUCCUAUAUCAAGUCUUUAUUCUAAUAUCCUCAGGGUAUUGCGCGAAAGCUAUUAUUAUACGGAUGAUCCGAAUUUGGCGUGUCUUUUUGUGUUGAAUGUUGAUACUAUCGACCGUGAUGGGAGGAGUGAAAAUUAUGUCAAAAAUAUGAAUGAUCUGAUCGAUAAUUUACCGAAAAAAGUUUGGAAUGAAGGACGAAAUCAUUUAAUUUUCAAUCUUUACCAUGGGACAUAUCCAGAUUACGCUGAUCAUAAUCUUGGUUUCAAUGUCAGUUAUGCUAUGAUUGCUCGUGCGAGUGCGAAUACUCAGGUUUUCAGAAGCAACUUUGAUCUUUCAUUUCCUCUUUUUCAUGCACAGCAUCCAUUGCGCACUACUGCCGAAAUGGAUUUUCAGGCUAUUUGGUCCUUGAAUUUCAAAGAUACUUAUUUGGUAAGUUUCAAAGGGAAACGCUAUGUAUAUGGUAUUGGAUCAGAAACUAGAGAUUCACUUUAUCAUUUACAUAAUGAACAUUCUGUAGUGAUGGUUACUACAUGUAAGCAUAAUAACGACUGGAAAAAAUAUAAAGAUGCUCGAUGUGAAGAAGAUAACAUUGAGUACGAGAGAUGGGAUUAUGCGAAUACCAUGUCAAAUUCUACAUUUUGCUUAACUCCACGUGGACGGCGCCUAGGUUCAUUUCGUUUUUUAGAAGCGCUUCGCUUUGGUUGCAUACCUGUGAUAUUAUCCGAUAAUUGGGAAUUACCUUUCUCUGAAAUUAUCGACUGGUCACAAGCUGUGAUUGUCGCCCAUGAACAUACAGUCCUUUUGAUUUCUGACAUUCUAAGCUCUGUACCACUGCAAAGAAUAUUGUUUAUGAAGCAACAAGGUCGUGCACUAUAUCAGCGAUAUUUUAGCAGUGUUGAAAAGAUAACCAUCACUGCUGUGCAGAUUGUCGAAGAAAGAAUUCGUAGACAGCGUGGAGAACAGUUAAGGAAUUGGAACUUCAUGUUUUUUCAACAUAACAUUAAAAAUUCUAUGAGGAAUACUCCAAUGUGUACUGUUGUUAUCCGUACUACUACGAAAGUUACUGGACGAUUGUCUCGAAUAAUACAGUUGGUAUCUGAUUUGGAUCAAUUUGAUAAAGUUAUCGUUCUUUGGCCAAGCAGUAAGCGCGUAAAACCAAAUCCGGAGAGUUUUUCUACUGCCAAAGUUAUUGAAAUAUUUGCGACUGAGAAUGAUUAUUACGGACUCUUCAGUAUUGCGAUGACAAAUUUAGAUUUGUUUUUUUCGCAGAAUUUUGUAUUAUUCAUCGACGAACGAGUCCCCGUAUCUUUUGACGAUUUAAUUUUCAUUUCUGAGGUAGCUAAAUCAGAAAACGACCGUAUAAUUGGUUUUUACGCUGCUUCUCAUAAGCUCAAUGAAAAUUCUUGGGAUGUUGAAAUGUCUGUAUCUGAUAUUUAUUCUAUUAUUUUGCCUUAUUUUACAAUCUUUAAGAGAGAAUAUAUUUUAAAGUUUCGUGAAUGGGCUCCUAUGGAAGCGAUUAAUUUAGCGAACCGAAAUACUCAAUGUUUUAUUCUUUUGCUAAAUUUUAUGAUAACUGAAUUAUCCUGGCGCCCUCCUAUUUUAUUAUCAAAUAGAGUGAAUGAAAACUGGAUGAAUGCGAAAAAUUUUUCAUCUUGUUUAAAUAAGCUAAUAAACGAUUUCUGGACAUCUGGUCCGUCUUUAAUUACUAAGUAUUUUACAGCAAGAAGGAAACAAAAUACUUUUCAACUUAUUGAUCGUGAGAGUAGAUCGAAAUUGGCGAUUGGAUCGUUUCAUAUGGCCGUAUCAUGGACAGUAGCAUCCAUAAACUUUUGUUGGAUACCAGUGCAAGUGGAUAUAUUUGAUCUUGGAAAGGAAGUGAAGAACAAAUAA